Messenger RNA from Lathyrus oleraceus (garden pea), 3581 nucleotides. RefSeq names its product putative 3,4-dihydroxy-2-butanone kinase. Gene Ontology annotation, cellular component: cytosol. The transcript is spliced from 6 exons. Bases 860 to 2164 code for a protein of 434 amino acids. Gene Ontology annotation, biological process: glycerol catabolic process. Gene Ontology annotation, molecular function: glycerone kinase activity. The record is from RefSeq and is a predicted model, not a curated record. NCBI's taxonomy places the organism in Eukaryota, Viridiplantae, Streptophyta, Magnoliopsida, Fabales, Fabaceae.
AGGAAAAAAAGAAAAUGAUUCAUCGCCAUCGUCCUCAACCUCAUGAACCCCCUCAAGCUCAGAGAAAUCUCUCCCUCUCAACGUAGCCGCUUCCGUCUCUCUCAACACUGCGUCUCUCAUGACUCAACAGUCGCGUCCCUCUCAAUUUCACUCACACCCAAAACCCCUUAAUCGCAUUUCAGUAAAGUCUCUAUCAACAAACACACGAAAAUGAUAAAAGGAAAAAAGGGAGAAUUCUCACAAAGUGUCACGGCGGCGAUGAAAGGCGUGAAGAAGUUGGCCUCCCAAUCCAGGGUUACAAAUUGGUGCCCUUGUGUUCAAAAGUAACUCUGCAAAGCACUUUGGAUGCUCAGAAAUUGAAUUGCCCUAUCCAUGUUAGAUUCAAGAAAAGGUUUUGCAAAUUGACUGAUUAAUGUGUCCCUUUUUACCGCAGUAAAAAAAUGGUUUGCUGUAAUAGCCUGAACUUGGUGUUGGAUGCAGGAUGAACCAUGAUGAACAACAUGACUGCUUUGAUUUGCUCCUGCUGUGAUGUCUUCAGUAGUUUGGACUUGAUGCAAGCAUGUAGUGUUAUUGUCUUGGAUUGAUGCAAGAGUGUUUGGACAUUUUGGACCAAGGUAGGUUGUGGUUGGACUAGGCAAUGCUGUGAUUUGCAGGUUCAGUUGGUGCAGCACAACACAUAAAAUGGCAUUGUUGUAGUACAAGUCAUGAUUGGAGCCAUGUUAAGGUACAUCUCAUGGUGUGGAUUGAUGAAGGGGUAUGCAUUUGAUCUCUUGUUCCUGGUUCUAAACUUGUUUGCUUGUGCAAGCUUGGAGUUGCAGGUUGUUGUACUGGACUGCAUUGUAGCUUGGGAUGUUGUUGUAUGCUGCAGGACAUGGUUGUUGGUGAUGCUGCAGAAGCUGGUUUUUCUCUUGCUGGUCUUUCUCUUGCUGGUCUUUCUCUUGCUGGUCUUUCUCUUGCUGAUGUUCUGGGAACAAUGGGCGUUGCUUUAAAAGCAUGCACACUCCCUGGUAGGAUUUUUACAGAUCGUUUUGGGCCAACAAAAAUGGAAGUGGGUCUUGGAAUUCACGGGGAACCUGGUGCACAUGUGACUGAUAUACAGCCUGUAGAGGCAGUGGUUUCUCAGCUUCUGAAUCAAAUAUUGUCCAAGGAAACAAACUAUCUUCCAAUAUCUCGGGGUGAAAGAGUGGUACUCAUGGUCAAUGGGUUAGGUGGCACCCCCUUAAUGGAACUAAAGAUUGCAGCAGGAAAAGUAGUUCCUCAAUUGAUGGUGAAGCACGGAUUGGCUGUUGAUAGAGUUUAUACAGGGUCAUUCAUGAAUUCUCUUGAUAUGGAAGGUUUAUCAAUUUCUAUCAUGAGAGCUGACCGGUCUAUUCUUCAACGAUUGGAUGCUGAGACGAAAGCUCCUUAUUGGCCUGUUGGAGUUAGUGGUAAUCGUCUGUCUGCAAAGACUCCUGUUCCAAUUCCACGACCUCGGUCAGCCAAGAUUGUUGAGCCACAGAGUCAGCCUCUGAAACUAACUGAGCAAGGACAACUUCUUGAGCUAGUCAUUGUAGCCGCUGCAACUGCACUGAUACAUCUCAAAGACACUCUAUAUGAAUGGGACUCUAAAGUUGGUGAUGGUGACUGUGGGUCAACUAUGUACAAAGGUGCAAAGGCAGUUCUUGAGGACAUGAAAAAUUACCCUCUAAAUGAUGCUGCAGAAACUGUCGGUGAAAUUGGAUCAACAAUUGGAAAAUCAAUGGGAGGAACAAGUGGGAUCAUAUAUUCAAUUUUAUGUAAGGUAGCAUGUGCACAGCUGAAAACAAGCUCCCAUUCUGUUAUCACAUCAAAACAAGGGGCUAAAGCACUUGCGUCGGCCAUUGAUGCUGUUAGUAAAUAUGGGGGAGCUAAAGUUGGUUACAGAACAUUGCUAGAUGCCCUUAUCCCAGCAUUGUCAUCACUUGAAAAGAGGCUAUCUUCUGGUGAUGAUCCUGCCACUGCUUUUCUUACCUCAUCUCAGGCUGCACUUGAUGGAGCCGAGUCAACCAAGAAAAUGCGAGCAAAGACUGGGCAUACACUUUACGUGCCUCGAGAGAUUCAGUCAUCAGUUCCUGAUCCGGGUGCUUUUGCCACAGCGUCAUGGAGGCUGAACAGGAAAACCAACAUACUGAGGGCCUCAUACUGACAAGUUGUAGUUAGUAUGUUUGAUACUGAUACAAGGCCAUGCUUAUAAAUGGGAGCCACUGGGUCCAAUGCUUUUUUACUUGCCAGCAAAGAACCAGCAGAAACAGCAGAUGUCAUGAUCCGGUUGCAGAAAACAAGAAAGAGUGAAUACUUGAAAUACUCCCUUUCUACUCCAUAUGGUAUUCUCAUGAUCUUUUCCUGUAAGACGCCAUAGGUAACGAGGGUAAGCAUGAUUCCGGAAACAGCGAAAAUGCCUUUCCAUAAAUUAUCUCUGAAAGUACGAGUGGUAUGUUGAAUUGGCAUCAACUGCGGUUGCUUGAAGUGAGCAGGGACUUAUAAGGAAGUGUCCAUGGCAGGGUGUUUUGGUUCGUUCAUCAUGGAAUUGUCUACUAUUGUUGGUCAUGGCUAUGCGCCCGACAACAAUGUCUCUACUUGACUACGGUUAUAAUCUACCAUUUUUUCGCGCUAUGCUUUAACGUGCCAUUGCUGUUUUAGCUUGGUGUAACCAAUGGAAUGACCUUGAUCUAUACUUGUCCUGCAUAGCAUCCUGUAAAAUAUGUUUCACAUUAUAACCUUGCUUUUAUUUAUUCAUUGUUUCACUUAUGAUCAAACUGCUAUGGAACUGUUCUCGUGCUUUUGUUUCAUCGUUCUGGUUGAGCUUCCCAGGUGAACCUUGUCUUGUUUCCCUCUUGAUUUUGGUCGAAACUUUCACUUUCCAUACAUACCGCCGGCAUUUGCUUGCAGUGACUUUGGGUUGGAACAGCGGGGAUAUCGAUUUAACCUGGCAUGUUGUUGCUGCAGAUUCUAUGUUGAUUUCUGACUUAGAUUUCUAUGUGUGGCAUGAGCUGUUUUGAUGCCUUGCUAGAUAUGUUUGAUGGCAGGUUGGGGGCUUUGGCUAGGUGAUGUGGUGUAAUGUGAGCAGGGAACUUGGUUGCACUUUCCAUGAGCACAUUCUUGUGGUGCUGCUGCAGCUUAUUAUUUGGUGGCUAUGUGGAGUAGCAGCUGGUGUUAGGAUCAUGUGGUAACAGAUUUUUUGUUGUAAAAUGGUACAGGUUAGGAAUGACCAUUGAAAAUUCAUGGUUUUGGAGUUUUGAAUUGGUUUGUUCAAUGGGACUUACUUGCAAAUGAAGUAAACAAGAAAAAUCAUCAACAAACAUUGAGAUUGGAUGACACAAUGAAACAAAGGGCCAGGCCAAGUUUGGAUAGUCAAGAGCAAGUGAGGGUUGACUUUGGUCAAAGUUGACCAAAAAGUCAACCGUUGACCAAAGUCAACAAAUGGUCAAACAUGCAUUUUUUUUGUAUUUUCUUUGUAAACAAAAAAAGAAUUAUUGGUUAGGGUGAAAUUUUGGGUUUGUGGAUUUUGGGUUGACUUUGGUCAAAGUUGACCAACAAGUCAACUGUUGACCAAAGUCAACAAU